Molecule: messenger RNA, 672 nt
Organism: Fusarium keratoplasticum
Lineage: Eukaryota; Fungi; Ascomycota; Sordariomycetes; Hypocreales; Nectriaceae
Product: CCHC-type domain-containing protein
Exons: 1
Coding region: 1-672 (223 amino acids)
Source: RefSeq, a predicted model, not a curated record
AUGUGUCUGGUCUCUCGACCUAUGGAUAUGGAGAACACGGCUGAGGAUGCGCCAAAGGCCAUCUUGGAUAGCUAUCCGAGGCCUAUCGCGGUUCCGCCUCCCAAUGAGACAGCAAAGUCUUUCUUCGAUCGCUUGCUUGCCCCGGACAAUCAACAGAAGGUUUUCGUCAUGCGACCUAAUCUGGUAAUAAGCCGACGGUCCUUUUGCACAGCCAUCGCUGCAGCCAGCACGUUGUUCUACAACGACACGAUGAGGCCCCUUCGAACCGGUGAAAUCAACUGGCCGGCAUCUCUUCGAAGCAUACAGAAGUACAUUCGAGACAACGUCUACCCGGACUUGCCUAGCGACGGUUGCAGCCUUGUGGUGGAAUUCUCUGGCAGCCAAUCGAGAAAGGUAGCGACCUCUCAGAUCAACAAGAUGUAUAAGAUCUGGAUACUUGAACAUGUCGGACACAUUCUAGGCUCUGGCCUUACUGGCCUCAGGGGAAACAGCGGGAAGCCAAUCGACAUCCUGAUCAUUGCGCUUUAUAGGGCCCAAGUCACCGAGUUCCAAAGGGCGAUCAAGUCUCUCAUCGACCAGGGUCGCUUCCCGAAAGACACCUUGAACCGCCUCAAAGUCAAGACUCUUGACGGGGAGCGGCGAAGACUCCGAAGGAACGACGCACCGGUCUAG